Messenger RNA from Setaria italica (foxtail millet), 1346 nucleotides. RefSeq lists its product as uncharacterized. The record is from RefSeq and is a predicted model, not a curated record. The coding region runs from base 142 to 942 and encodes 266 amino acids. NCBI's taxonomy places the organism in Eukaryota, Viridiplantae, Streptophyta, Magnoliopsida, Poales, Poaceae. The transcript has 2 exons.
CACUGCCUCAACCCACUGCAUCAGUCACAACACAGCCACACACGCGAUCGAUCACACUGGUAAAAGCUCUGCUUAGCUCGGAGCUUCAGUGCUCAUAACACACACAGGUCGGUCAAGCUCGGCAGCCGCAACUCAGCACCAAUGGCCACCGUCGAGGUCCAGGUCCCGACCGCCACGCUGCCCGUCGAGGAGGCUCCGGUGGUGGCGGAGCCUGUCCCUGUCCAACCAGCCGUCGUCGCCGAGGAGGCCCCGAAGGAGGAAGCCGCUGCUCCGGUCGUGGAAGAGACCCCGGCCGCGGAGGCAGCUCCGGCCGAGCCGGAGGCCGCCAAGGAGCCCGAGGCGGAGGCUGCCCCUGCCGAGACUGAUACCCGGGAGGUCGAGGCAGUGGCUGCUCCGGCCGAGGCAGAGGCCAAGGAGGCAGAGCCCGAGGCGGCGCCGGCCGAGACGGAGACCAAGGAGGCAGAGCCUGAGGCGGCGCCGGCCGAAGGUGAGACAAAAGAGGCCGAGCCUGAGGCUGCCACGGCCGAGGUUGAGGCCAGGGAGACCGAGACGGAGGCUGUCGCAGCCGAGACGGAGACGAAGGAAGCCGAGCCCGUGGCAGCUCCGGCUGAGGCCGAGACCAAGGAAGCAGAGCCCGAGGCAGCUCCAGCCGUGGCAGAGACCAAGGAAGCGGAGCAAGACGCUGCAGCGCCGGCUGAGGCCGAGACCAAGGAGGCGGAGCCAGCUGCUGCCGAGGCCGAGGUAGAGGCCGCACCGGUGGUCGACACCAAGCCCGCCGAGGCAGAGGCAGAGACGGCCGCCACCGAGGCCGAGGCGAAAGAACUGGAGGCCAAGGAGGAGGCAGCGCCUGCUGCUGCCGCCGCCGCUGAGGAGGCCGCGGCGCCGGCAGAGGCCGAGGCGGCAGCAGCCCCUGCUGCCGAGGCGGCCGGCAAGUCCGAGUGAGUCCAGCGGGCACGUCCCGCGCGCGUGCGAUCGACGAUCUUGCUGUCUCGUGCCACGCACGGCACGGCGCCUGUAUAUGGUCGCGGCCUUCGUGGGCGCGUCGCCGCCGCCGCGUCGGCGUUCGGGUUCACGUUCGUGUCAUAGCUACGUGGGGCCGCCCGUAGUAAGGGGCGUUCGUGCGUUGAAUAAUGUAUCUGUGUGUGUUUCUGUGUUUGUGGGGUUCUGGGGCCCGGCGUCAGCGCUGAUGUGGCGUGGCUUGACGUUGACGGCGCAUUGGUGGGGCCGUGCCUUGGAGCUGUCUGUCGUUUGAUUAUGCUGGUUAAUACGUGUACCGUGAAUGUCUGUGCUGUAUUUUUCUUUGUACUAGUUAAUCAAUCAAGUUUUUUCCAUCUUUUGAAGUGUCA